AUGGACAUCCGUAGCCCGCUCGCCGAUGUACUGCUCACCACUCUCUCCCAGCAACCUCUUGAAUUCCUACAGCCGCACAAAAAUUUACACGCGUCUGCACUUGCGCUCGCGAAGCAAUUGCUUGAUCCACUAGCUUCAGGUGUUACUGCGGCGCAAGAGCAACGCCAGAAUGAGAUGCGUAAAAAGAGGAAGAGGGGCGAGAAUGGUAGUACAGAGGAUAUGUUGCGGAUGAAAAAGGUAUAUGUGGAGGGAUUUAAGUGUGAGCAAGUGUGGGAGCAGGCGAGGAGGGUCAUCGAUGCUACACAGGAGGAGGUUGUCAGGGCGUUGGCUGAGCAGAAUUUGGACGCCGAUGGGGCGGUAAAUUCAGUUUCAGAAGAUCAGGAUGAUGAUGGCGAAGAAGAUGGUUCUGAUCGCGAGGAUUUUAUUGACGAGCUUGGGGAUGGUGAACAGGAACAGGAGGAAGAAGUCCUUGCCUCGGAUGCUGGAGAUCUAAUCGAUGGUUCCAACGAAAGCGACGAGGAAAACAUGGACGGAAUGGAAGGACUCGAGAACGGUCUAUCAGACGAAGAAGACGUAGAUGACACACCAGCGGAAGAAUUUGUAUCGGACAAAUUUGGACUGAACGAUGGCUUCUUUUCGAUAGACACUUUCAAUAAGCAGUCACAACUCAUGGAACAGCAAAAUCCACAAGAAGACGACGAGGACGAAGAGAUCGAUUUCUUUGCUGACCCGCUUGCUGGAGGGAACGUGUCUCUUACGAAUGGUGUUAUGAAACUUGACGAUGACGGGGACGACGAAGACGAGGGUGCUCCAGCUUUCGGUAACAUGAACCUUGAUGCUCCUGAAGGAGCAAGCGAUAUGGACGACGAUGAUGAGGAUAUGGAUGCAGGAGACAUUAAUGGUCUUACUAAUGCUAAUAAUAUCCUGUAUGCCGAUUUCUUUGCUCCUCCGGCCUCCAAGAAAGGGGGCAAAAACAAGAAAAAACGUGGUCGGCCAAAUCCGCACAAUUUCCCUGCCAAGGAGGGGGCUGGCUCUAUCACGGAUGGUACGACAGCAGAGAAUGAUCAAGCUGAUAUCGAACGCGCUAUGGCCGAUGUUCAUCGUGAUCUCUUCUCAGAUGAAGACGACGAAGGCGAAGAAUCGGAGCUCGAAGAGCUGGAUCCUGGCGACCCAGUAUCACGCCGUUCCACCCAUGAGCGACGGCAAGCUAAAAUCGCCGAAGAAAUUCGCAAACUGGAAGCCGAAAACGUCGCAAAACGUUCCUGGACACUGUCAGGUGAAGCUCGUGCGACUGAUCGCCCAAUAAAUUCCCUACUCGAAGAAGAUCUCGACUUCGAGCGAGCUGGCAAGCCCGUGCCCGUAAUCACCGCCGAAGUAUCUGAAGAUAUUGAGGCGCUGAUCAAGCGCCGCAUCCUAUCCUCAGAAUUCGACGAACUCAUACGUCGCAGACCCGAUGACCUCGCUACAGGCCCCAAACGCCGAGGACUGGUGGAUCUUCCGGACACAAAGAGCGCAAAAGGCCUCGGCGAAAUCUACGAGGAAGAACAUCUCGCCAAGACAGACCCGGCAUAUGUAUCCGCCGCCGAUGCAAAAAUCGAAGCUGCACAUGACGAGAUCAGCAAUCUAUGGAAUAGUGUAAGUCGCAGCCUGGAUGCUCUGUGUAGCUACCACUACCGGCCCAAGCCCGCCGCUCCCUCGCUCGAGAUCCGUGUCGACGCGCCUGCGCUAUCCUUGGAAGACGCGCGGCCGACGGCAGGUACGGACAUGGGCUCCGCAAGUCAGCUCGCACCACAGGAAGUCUACAAGCCUGGGCAGGAGAAGAUUGGUGGCGAGAUUGUCACGCGGGGCGGGAUGCCUGUUGCACAAGAGGAGAUGGAACGGGAAGACAAGGCAAGGCGGCGGAGGCGGGCGAAGGAGAGGGCGAAGAAGGAAAAGGCGAAUGAGGCGGUUGUCAUGGUAGGGCGGGACGGGAAGGAGGUUGUGAAGAAAGCAGGAAAGAAGGAGCAGGAGAAGGAGGUCGUAGGAGCUCUGAAGAGGGGUGGCGUCAAGAUUAUUGGGAAGAAAGGUGAACUGACUAACGUGGAUGGGAGCCAGGUCAAGGGCAAUGAUACGAGGCGGACUGCGGGGGCGUUCAGGCUAUGA
Messenger RNA from Pseudovirgaria hyperparasitica, 2142 nucleotides. Its product is annotated as Mpp10 protein. Gene Ontology annotation, biological process: rRNA processing. The transcript has a single exon. Lineage: Eukaryota; Fungi; Ascomycota; Dothideomycetes; Acrospermales; Acrospermaceae. Bases 1 to 2142 code for a protein of 713 amino acids. Gene Ontology annotation, cellular component: nucleus; Mpp10 complex; small-subunit processome. The record is from RefSeq and is a predicted model, not a curated record.